Molecule: messenger RNA, 1195 nt
Organism: Propithecus coquereli (Coquerel's sifaka)
Lineage: Eukaryota; Metazoa; Chordata; Mammalia; Primates; Indriidae
Gene: NPFFR2
Product: neuropeptide FF receptor 2
Exons: 3
Coding region: 5-1195 (396 amino acids)
Biological process (GO): regulation of MAPK cascade; regulation of adenylate cyclase activity; G protein-coupled receptor signaling pathway
Cellular component (GO): membrane
Molecular function (GO): opioid receptor binding; neuropeptide receptor activity; peptide binding
Source: RefSeq, a predicted model, not a curated record
CAUCAUGAAUGAGAAAUGGGACUCGAACUCUUCAGAAAACGGGCUUCCCGUCUGGAGCGUCAAUGACACAAAGCAUCAUCUGUACUCGGAAAUUAAUGUUACCUACGUGAACUACUAUCUUCACCGGCCCCAAGUGGCAGCGAUCUUCAUUAUUUCCUACUUACUGAUCUUCUUCUUGUGCAUAGUGGGAAACACCGUGGUUUGCUUUAUUGUAACGAGGAACAAACAUAUGCACACGGUCACUAAUCUCUUCAUUUUAAACCUGGCCAUCAGUGAUUUACUAGUUGGCAUAUUCUGCAUGCCUAUAACACUGCUGGACAAUAUCAUAGCAGGUGAUGACCUUCGCAAGAGCACUCAGAGGUUCCGCUGUGUCGUCUACCCCUUUAAAUCAAAGCUGACUAUCAAGACAGCACUUGUCGUUAUCGUGGUCAUCUGGGUCUUGGCCAUCACCAUUAUGUCUCCCUCUGCGGUCAUGCUACAUGUGCAAGAAGAAAAAUAUUACCGAGUGAGACUCAGCUCCCAGAAUAGAAGCAGCCCAGUCUACUGGUGUCGGGAAGACUGGCCGAAUCGGGACAUGAGGAAGGUCUACACCACUGUGCUGUUCGCCAGCAUCUACCUGGCCCCGCUGUCCCUCAUCGUUGCUAUGUACGCAAGGAUCGGGGUUUCGCUCUGCAGGACCGGGGUGCCCCCCACCGGCAGGCAGAGCCAGGAGCAGUGGCACGUGGCGUCCAGGAGGAAGCAGAGAGUGGUUAAGAUGCUCCUGAUCGUGGCCCUGCUUUUCAUCCUCUCCUGGCUGCCCCUGUGGACCCUGAUGAUGCUCUCGGACUACGCGGACCUGUCUCCGAACGAGCUGCGGGUCAUCAACAUCUACAUUUACCCUUUCGCGCACUGGCUGGCGUUUGGCAACAGCAGCGUCAACCCCAUCAUCUACGGUUUCUUCAACGAGAAUUUCCGCCGGGGUUUCCAAGAUGCUUUCCAGCUCCAGCUCUGCCAAAGAAAGGCAAAGCCCAGGGAAGCCUAUGCCCUAAAAGCUAAAAACAAUGUGGUCAGAAGCUCAUCUCAUCAGCACGCCCGGGAACCUACGUUUCAAAACCCACGCAGGGAAAAUUUGCUUUAUAGGAAAAGCGUUGAAGAACCCAGCCAGGAGUUAGUGAUGGAAGACUUGAGACAGGCUACCAACAGCAGUGAGAUUUAA